GAUUUUAACCACACACUUAUCAGCUACAAAUGUCACUAGCACGUUGCUACUGGGCCACUAUUUGUAAAUAGAAAAAAAAACGAACUCUUGUGAUUUUCAAAGCGUUUGGAACUUUUUCUUUGGCUCAAACCAAAAUGACGGAAAUUCAAAGUGAGGAUGUUUCUUCGACCAAGAAGGAAACAGAAGAAGGGGCUGGAGCCGAAACUCAAAAUCAAAAGGAGUCAACACAGGACAGUGAUAACCCAUUCAAAUCGGAUAAAAAGCCACCAAAGCGGAAAAAGCAGAAGAAAAUCGCUGGAGCAGAUGAGUCACAAGCAAAAGACAACGAUGAUGAGGAAGGUAAUGUAAUGCCGGCACCACCGCCAUCCAAGCGUCAGAAAAAACGACAGAAACUAGUGCAGAAUGUAGUGCGAAACAAGGACAAAGAAAUCGAAAAGACGAUCUCAUAUUUGACCAAAUGGGAGACGAGCCGUGAUGAAUGGAAGUAUGAAAAAUUGCGACAAAUUUUCAUUCAGAAAAAUAUUUUCGAUGAGAAUGUCAUUCCAAAUGAACACACUGAGGUUGCGAUCAAAUAUUUGGCCACAUCAAAGGGUCAUGCCCGUGCAGUCAUAAUUGAGGCAGCCGAAGCCAUAAUCAAAGAAAUUGAGGAUAAGAUUACCGACGAAAAUCAAGAGGAACUCACCUCAUCAGCACGCUACGAUCGGGCACGUGAAAUACUUCAAUCGAUGCAAGAAUAAAAUCGAUCCAUAAGAACAGAAAAUUAUUAGGAAAUAGGAGAAUUAUCAAUAAUAAUACACACUUUUUUUUUAUUAAGAAAUUAAAUCAAGUUCAGCAUAUUA
Molecule: messenger RNA, 839 nt
Organism: Sitodiplosis mosellana (orange wheat blossom midge)
Lineage: Eukaryota; Metazoa; Arthropoda; Insecta; Diptera; Cecidomyiidae
Exons: 4
Coding region: 135-737 (200 amino acids)
Source: RefSeq, a predicted model, not a curated record